Messenger RNA from Neocloeon triangulifer, 721 nucleotides. RefSeq names its product large ribosomal subunit protein eL19 (gene RpL19). Lineage: Eukaryota; Metazoa; Arthropoda; Insecta; Ephemeroptera; Baetidae. The transcript is spliced from 4 exons. Gene Ontology annotation, biological process: translation. Gene Ontology annotation, molecular function: structural constituent of ribosome; RNA binding. The record is from RefSeq and is a predicted model, not a curated record. Bases 55 to 663 code for a protein of 202 amino acids. Gene Ontology annotation, cellular component: cytosolic large ribosomal subunit; ribosome.
CAUUUCCCUUGAGCGCCAUCUUGCUUCUUACCACGUUUACGUCGGCUAGAGACCAUGAGUUCUCUUAAGCUGCAGAAGAGGCUUGCCUCUUCGGUGAUGCGAUGUGGCAAAAAGAAAGUAUGGUUGGACCCUAACGAGAUCAACGAGAUUGCCAAUGCCAAUUCCAGACAGAACAUUCGCAAGCUCAUUAAGGAUGGUCUCAUCAUCAAGAAACCUGUCGCUGUGCACUCGAGAGCGCGCGUCCGCAAAAACACCGAGGCCCGAAGGAAGGGCAGACACUGCGGCCACGGCAAGAGGAAAGGUACGGCCAACGCUCGUAUGCCGACCAAGUUGCUUUGGAUCAACAGAAUGCGAGUUCUUAGAAGGCUACUCAAAAAAUACAGGGAAGCCAAGAAGAUUGACAAGCACCUGUACCAUGCCUUGUACAUGAAGGCAAAGGGAAACGUUUUCAAGAACAAGCGUGUCUUGAUGGAGUACAUCCACAAGAAGAAGGCUGAGAAGACGAGGACGAAGAUGCUGACUGACCAGGCCGAGGCUCGCAGGCAGAAGGUCAAGGCGGCGAGAAAGCGCAGGGAAGAGAGAAUCACGCAGAAGAAGCAGGAGUUGCUGCAGACCUACCAGAAGGAGGCUGAGGCUGCCACCACUGCUCCUGCCAAGAAGUGAUCCUCGCCCUCUGUUCUUUUUGCAUAAUUAAAAGUUAUUCAAUAAAAUGUCCGCUAAA